This is a messenger RNA of Ilyonectria robusta, 492 nucleotides long. RefSeq lists its product as uncharacterized. The transcript has 2 exons. Bases 1 to 492 code for a protein of 163 amino acids. NCBI's taxonomy places the organism in Eukaryota, Fungi, Ascomycota, Sordariomycetes, Hypocreales, Nectriaceae. The record is from RefSeq and is a predicted model, not a curated record.
AUGAAUUCCUAUGACACAGAUCCUCUAUUCGACGCUAUGGCGGCAACUGUAGCGCUCUCUGACAUAGGCCUGAUACGUAAAUCGGCUAUUGACAGCAAUGAGCAACCGCAGGGUGUCAGAUUCAACAGCUGGCGCACGCGAACACUGUGGAGCACAUUCUGGACAAGAUCCGCGAUACACAAGCGGAGUCCAGUACCUCAUCAGUGUUUGUCUCAUAGCCUCAUCCAAGCAGUUUCUGGCUCCUACCAGGUCUCGAACCACGCCUCCGCCGACUGCGACAAGAUCACCGGCUUCCUCGAAGACUCGCAUUUCUAUCUCAGCAGAUUGGAAAUGUGGGAAGGCAACAUUCCACCUAUACCUGAGUUGAAGCUGGCUGUCAUCCAAGCUUUCACGCCUAUCUUGAGUCAUUGUGGGACAUGUACCAGAUAUGUCCAAAUGGAACAAGUUGAUGUAUAUGGUAGCUCCUGCUUUUUCCCAAACUACGUCUGCUAG